Messenger RNA from Fomitopsis serialis, 1488 nucleotides. RefSeq lists its product as uncharacterized. The record is from RefSeq and is a predicted model, not a curated record. Lineage: Eukaryota; Fungi; Basidiomycota; Agaricomycetes; Polyporales; Fomitopsidaceae. Bases 1 to 1488 code for a protein of 495 amino acids. The transcript has 12 exons.
AUGUGCAUCGCCGCGAAGUGCGUAGUCAAGAGUUUGUGCGUAAUACUCGUGGAGCUGGGGGAAAAUUCGACGAAAGACGCCUACACCCACAUGAGGACGUCGAGACAACAGGCAAGGGAGAAGCAGCUCACCAGCAACCAGCCGGAUGACAGGCGCCAACAGUUGGGCAAGCUCAGCUUCGCAACCGAAUUCUCGUACCUCAAGAUCCUCGGACAUGUCUACGUGGUCGAGGAUGCGGAAGACUUGGCCCUGAUUGUUCGCGAUGUGACGCGCUACGGGGGUGCACACAAACCGGCGUUGACAACGGGCGGACUGAGAAGUGACGAGAAGGCGGUCGAUAAAACCAUGUACAACCUCGGUUUCAAACGUGCACGAUUGCGUUCCGGGCCCGGGGCCGGCGAGCAGUGCACACAGCUGAACGCCUAUACCCCUGGUAAGAUGCUAGUAGGCGACGCAAUGAUUUGCUACGUACUAUCGCCUGCGAGCGACGAUGGUACCGGUGUUGAGAGACAGACCCAGAGGAGACAAAGUUGGUUCUUCAAGAUCUUUAAGAGAGAUGGGAUCCCUUUCCUGCGCGGCUACCUCCUCUGCGGCGCGCCCUGUUCGGGGAACUUGAAGACGUCCAUCAUUCAGGGCAUCACAGGGGAGCUUGGGCUGAACGCCAGGCGUCCGGAGGGCUACGGCGACGACAACGAGCACACGCCGGAGAAGCAGCGGGAGCCAGCAGCUGGCGAGUCGAUACCAAGCGGAGAACCUCUUACCGGCGCGGAUGAGCCCGAGGCAGCGCGGGCGACCCGUCUGACCGUCUACAGGGACGAGAAUGCAGUCAACCGGCCCAUGUGCGCUACUACCCGAGCGAAACCCCCGCCGACCACUGCGACUGCCCCGGAGAACGCAAAACCAGUCGUCCUCACGCGGGUCACCACAUCAACUGCCACCACCCGCACGAAAGCAGCUGCCUCCGCGUCGAAUAGAUUUCUGACCGACAGUCAGUGGUCGAAGGAUCUCACGCGUGAGGUGAACACGAACAUGGAAGUCUACGGCUUCCUUGCAACCACGACGGCGAAGCGACACCAGCAGACGUGCACGCUCUUUGCACAUCACUCCCCGAAACUGGUCGAGCGUGCUGCGGGAAUGGGGCUGCGGAGCCUGAAGCGGCGGCGAAUGGAAGAGCUGGCCAAACCUGAGGAUAGCAGCCAUGACGUCGAAGACUUGGGCCUUGGUGCCACACAGACAGAAGCGACCCGCUUUGCUCGGACCAACAAAUCGAACUUCACGGGGCAGAUCGCCAGUAUUGAGCGGCGCGAGAGUCGCUUACAAGACAUGUCUGAGGCACUGUCUGCGGCGGGCAUCUCUCCUGCACCUGGUCGCAAGUCCAAAGCUGGUCCGAAGUCCAACUUCGAAGACGCACUAUCAGAGCAGCAUCAUUACAUAGCACGUUCGCAAAGGGAGUUCGUGCAUAUCCCGACUUGGGUGCAUGCGCAAUGA